UCAUUCAAACGCUCGGCGGCAAUUUACUUCCGUGUGUGCAGAGAGCUCUGUGAUACACAAAAGGAGAAAUAAUUUAUUGAUUUUGAGGUAGUUGUAGGUCGUGGAACUUAUGAAAGUACCGUCACUGGUGCUGCUGUAUAACGAAGGCAUGAUUUGGUUUUCUUGCUAGUAAUUCUGUUACUUUAAAGUCAGUUUUAGAGUCAAGACAAGGCCUUUUGUUUUUUGUUAGCCGUGUGGAUGACAUGCAGUGACUGAAUCUGAGCGAAGAAGGCGCCCAGCACUGUACUGGUAGUGGUAGACGUUCCUCAGCCUAGGCUCAACUUCCAAGCUUAACUUCAUUUCCUCGUUCAAGUCAAAGUCAAUCUGCUUUAGAGUUCUGUUAAAGCUAGUCAUCCCUGAAUCAAGCUGGAUCAUUUGGACGAGUGUGAUACCAUGGAACGCAACAAGAAGAAGCUAACGUUGCCACUAAGCAGCGACAACAUAUUCUCACCAUGCUUCUCCCAGACCCAGGCCAGUCCAAUCACAGCAUUAUCAAUGUCAAUGGUCACACUCUCGUGCAUGGGUGGUACACCCAAGAGAAGACUGUCAAUGUCAAGUAUAGAUGAAACUUCUCCUGCCCCUCCAAGUUUGUCGAGGCAUUCCUCACAUAGCUCUGGUGUGAGUGUAGGAACCCCAAGCCCAUGUGAAUCCCCUCUUAUUCAUGGACAAUUUCAACCAAUCAACCCCUCCGAUGAACAACACGAAUCAACACGGCAUAGUACUCAGUUUAGACGGUUCAACUCAAUGCCACUGCGGUUACAGCAACACCAGGACAGCCCAUCGCUUCAGAUGUUCCAUAGACCAAGGUUAAUACGACAGCAAGGGCUUGUCGAGUCCAGGAAGGAAGGAGAAAUGGAAGAAGGAUUAUGGAUGAAACCAGCUGGCAGAAGGAAAGACAGUGAUAGUGAGAAGGAAGUAGAAGAGGGAAAAACUGAUAAUAUAAAGCUUGACCUACCAUCCCCUGAUGAAGUUGAAGAAGCAACCUUACCAUCAGAAGCAUUCACCUUCGUUAUGCCCAAACCUCUGUCCUCUCGGCAAGCCUCGUCAAGAUCAUCUCUGAGUUUUGCACCAGCAGGAUCUAGACCAAUAUCAGCUCCAGCCACACUGCUUGAUGGUGAGGAUGAGGAUGAUGUUAUUGAACUUCAAGAGGAUCGUCUAACAAGCUCCCAUGAUGAUGAUGAUGAUAACGAUGAUGGAUUCUUGGAUUGCUUUGAACCAUAUUCACAAGAGGGUUCUUCCUCUGCACCUGAUGGAUUAGCUGGUUUAAUCCAUGGGACCCUCAUCAAUCCCACCAAGACGAACUGGUCUCCAAGCCAUGUAUCUUCAGCUGAAUCCUCCCAGUCAGAGAACGCUCUGCAUCGUGGCGCAGACUGCAACGCUCUGCGAACAACGCCCUCUGGUGCUCCCAGAUGCAGGAAGGGCAUCUUCAAGGUUCCCAGUCAACCAGUACUAGCCAGGCGAAACUCAUCCUUCCUUAAGCGCACAGAGCGCCCCCAGGACACGCCCAGUCCUAUUCAAAACAAACGUCCCCGCAGCUCAUCUGUUGCAAGUCCUCAAAUCACCAUUCAUCAACAGGCAGAAAAGAAGACGUCACCAAAGAGCAGGUCCUGUCUCAAUCGCUCUCUGUCCAUGCUGUCCCCUAACGAUCCCUACUUCAGGAGAAUUGACCAGGCUUUAUCAGUAGAGGGCAGUCAAAAUAACUUAACGGGAGAUCGUACAAAGGCUUGCUGUCUACCAUUGGUUACAGGCAAACAGAAGGAUCUAAAGUGUAUUAGUCCAGAGACAAUGAAUUGCCUACUCAGGUCAGAAUACAGCCAGGAGAUUGGUGAAUGUCACGUCAUUGACUGUAGAUAUCCAUAUGAAUUCAAUGGAGGACAUAUAAAGGGUGCAAUCAAUAUCUAUGAAGAGUCAGAACUGAAGAAGAAGUUCCUUGAGAACCCUCUACCACCGCUCCCGCACAACAGGAGACGGGUCUUUGUCUUUCAUUGUGAGUUUUCAUCUCAACGAGGUCCCAAGAUGCUUCGUUUCCUCCGUACUCAGGACCGUUCAGCAAACCUUGAGAACUAUCCGGCUCUCUAUUAUCCUGAGCUCUAUCUACUCAAUGAAGGUUACAAGGCUUUCUAUGAACACAGCACAGAAUUUUGUGAACCCCGAACCUACACCCCAAUGAACCACGAUGAUCACCUUGAAGAACUCCGAUACUUCAGGGCUCGGUCAAAGUCAUGGACGGAGAGGAGUAGACUGAAGAUACGCUCCCAGUCUCUCUUCUAACAUCGGUCUGUCGCCCUCUUGAGAUGAGAUCAGGAUAGUGAGCCACAAUCCAACACCUUUAAUGAACUUUGAUGACCGCUGUAUAGAGUGCCUGGUCAAAGUCAUGAAUGGAGAGGAGUAAGACCUAACAUACGCUUCCAGUCUCUCUUCUAACCUGUAUGUCGCCCUCUUGAGAUCAGAUCAAGAGAGCUAAAAGAUAUAGAUGGAUCUUUAAAGGUACUGCUCUCAUGCAGAUAUGUGUGUGAUCUCUUGUCUUAAUACAAUUUUGCAUUCUUAUCCUCUCCUUGUUUUUUUUACCCCUUUAUAUGAAGUUUGCAAUAGGGAAAUCAAAUAUUACGGGUAAGGAAGUGAAUUAUUUUCCUAUACUUUCCUAUUCCUAUGUGUCAUUACCCACCAUAAUUGAUAUUGAUAUAUUUACACCUGUAAGUAUAAGAUCCUAUUGUAAUUCACAAUAUUCCCCACUAUUCUGAACUAGCAAUAAUUUGUUGGAAUGUAAUGUGUUAAAAAAAUUUUUUUUACCUUUUAUAUUAAGAAGAUAAUUUUCAAAAUUUAUUCUGCCCUUAAUCCUAAUUUGCGUGGCAAUUUUUUUGUAUCUUGUCGCUCACUGACUUUUUACUUUCAAGUCUCACACAACUUUUGAGACCAAAAUUGCUACUCCCAGGUAAGCGGUUCUGUAAUUAUGCAAUAUUUUGGAAGUGCAUGCAGACCAAAAAUUGCUCAAAAACAUGAAUUCUUUUUACUUAUCCAAUGCAGAUAGUUUUUUUAGCCAAAAUUCAUAAAUGUAUCAUUAUUUUUCCUUUUACUGAUUAAAAGACAAUGUUGAGAAUACCACCCCAGCUGUCUCUUGAUAUGUCAUAAUGAUUUUAGAUAUCUUCACCUUUCCUAUGUGACCCUAGAUUAGGGUGGUAAUUUAGGGGGAGUUUUCAGAAUAUUGUAAGGAUAAAGGCUAUAGUUUUAUAUAUUUUUUAUAAUAUUUUGAUAGGUUAUAUGUGUUGGUUUUCUAUGGGAGCUGUUAUCCCGAAGAAUUCAAGAGAACUAUGGAAUUUAAUUGAUAUAUACAUAUCAGGAAUAUUUUAAAUAACUAAUUGGUAGUUUACUCUCUUUUUAUUUUCUGGUAAAGUAAGGGCUGAUAUUAAUGUUCAUUACCAAAAUGUUAUAUCCCUUUUCAGGUAUUUUUUUGUGUCAAAAUCACAAAAUAUAAGCUAGUCUAGUUUAAGUCAUCAUUUUGACUAAUUUUCAAGAAAAUUUAAUCUUACUUUAAUUUCAGAGAUUCCUAGCUCAGAAUAGUAAAAAAUACAUUUUUCUUUUCUUUUUUUUUUGGAUUUGAGAAAAAAACAAAUCUUAAUUUUGGAUUUAACCUUUAGAGAAAACAUGGAUUUAUUUUUUCAUAAUUAUUGUACAUGUCUGUUCACGUUUGUGGCUACGUAUUGUUUGAUGUGGUUUGAACUUUGUUUUUGUUUUUCAAUAAUUAUAUUCAUUAAUUUCAGUAGUGAUUUUUGUUUAAUGUUCCACAUCAUGUUAGCUGUAAAUAUUUGUAACUAUGAUUAGUUGACUGUUGCUAAUAUAUCUAAAGUUCAAAUUACAGAGGACAGCAAAAAGACAAAAAGACAAACAAAAUGAGAGAAAAGAAAAGGAAAUUGACAUUGAAAAAAACCAAAGCUGCCAUUGCACGAUAUGAAUUUGAUUUUCUUCCCUCUGCGUUUCAUAUCAUGGAUGACAUAGCCCUCUGGUUUCGAUUUUGCUCUUGAUAAAAGAACCUUAGAAAAAUUGAUCAGGACUCUCAUUAAUGGUUUAUUUUGAAUUCCCAUCAAUGAUUAUUUUAAAUUGUAUAUUCUAUUAUUCCAAGCAUUCUUGAUCAAUCAUGAUGAGUGGUUUUGAUAUGAUUUCUUUCAUUUUUUUUUAAUUUAAACUUAACUUAUUAUGAAACCACUAUUCAAGUUUUGAUAAUUAUGUUUAUGUCAUUGAUUUUAAUUUAAAUUAUGUUUGUCAUUAUUCUAAUUUCUCCACUCAUUUGUUCUGCCGCUAUCAUAUUGUACAAAAGAUUAAUAUAAUUGUGAAUAUUUUUAAGAGUAAAAAGAGUAUGCAAUAUGUGUAGGUGUGUAAAUAGCAAUAAAUUAUGUUCCUAUGUAAACAUUGUAUAGAAUAUUGAAUUUUUGAUAUUUAAUUGUGUCAAUAGGAUGCACUGGUAAUGGUAUUGUUUUAAUUUGGUCCACAAACUGGCAAAAUUAGCAGCUUUAUAUAUUGUCACAAUUACAAACUCGCUAUGGAAUUCUUAUUCGUGUGGGAUGUACAUGGAUUUGUGCUGCCUUAAAAAAAAUUAAUUGUUACAAAAGAUGCCCAAGAUUCUCAUCUCUUGUAUAACCCAUGUUGGGUUGUUCUUGUAGGGUCAGUUACUUAACAAAUGCAGUGUUUGAAAUCCCCUUGUCCGGUCUGCACGUGAAAACCUGAAAAUAAUACUCAGGCAUUGUUCUUGGUUUGUAUAGACUCAUGUUAGAUUGCAACCCUAUGCAGCACAUUCUUUAUUAUUUUUAUUAUUUUUAUCAUUAUUUUUGGUCUGUUUGAAUGAGGGGGUUUCUUUGAUGUGAGGAAUCAUUGUAUGUAGUCUUUUUGGUACAGAAUGGGUAUAUUUUAUAACUAAACUUCUGUUUUAAUUUUAUUGAAAACGUCCAUAUUUGGAUUGAGUCUACAGACCCCAAGGACGACUUCGAAAUGGAAUUAUUUCAUGUGUUUUAAAACUCGGCGCUCUCACAUUAAAGACAAGUUAUCUCCCUUUACCUUUCAAUUACAUAUAAAAUGAGCACUUAUUCAAAUAUCUGAGUUUGGGGGAAUUAUAUUCUUAGAAAGGUUUAGAAAUAGUAAAGUAGUCAGAAGCCAAUCAUUUAAUAAAAAAUAACAGAUCAUUAGGUAUCAGAAAUGAAAAUUUGGAAUGAAUGGGGAGGGCCUGUUUUAAGGUAUAAAGCAAAUGCUACAAUGGAUGAAAUCCUGUUAAAAUCAAUUGGCUUUUUCAAUGCGGAGGGGUCAGUUAAGUAGAUCAAUGAAAUAAGAUAUUUUAUUACCCAAAAUAUUAAUUUGCCCAAUGAUUUUAGAAGACAGAAAGAGAUAGCCUGUCGUGGCACACAAGUCUGUUGUGUGUAUUUUUUAAUGGUGUGUGUUUUGUUAUAUACCACUGCCAUGUUCAGAGAAUUUUAGUAUGAUUGAGAUAAUACCGGAAAGUGCAUCACCUUUGAACAUGUAUGUCAUACGUAAAGAAAAAAAAAUGAAUUCUAUUACUAAUUUCAAUCUAUACUGUCAAAUAGGUAACACCGACUCUGUUUUGAAUUAUAUCAGUUUUCUGCUAUCAAAUUAAUGUGAAUUUUUGGAUCUAUUGAUAUAAUGUCACUGGAAAUAACUCAAAUUACAAUAUUUUAGUCUUGACUACAGACAUGUGCUUUACUUGUUAUGUCUGGCAAUUGUCAUUUUGUUUCCAGACUAGAAAAAAAUCUAUUCUGCUCUCUUUUGCAAUUUGCCACAUGGAUAGAGAGCUUGAGAAAGACUUUCCUGUUUCAAGAUAGGCAUAUUUCAGUUAUGAAAUUGUUGUCCUCACUCAUCUUGCCUAGUCAAUUUGUCAUUAAUCUUCAAUCAUGGAGCUACUACAUUAGUAGCUUCAUGCUUCAAUGUAUCAAUGCAGUGAAUCAAUUUGUUGCACACUAUUGGCAAAAAAUCAUCUAAAGCCAGUGUAAUAAUAUCCAAAGUCGGAUUUGCUUAGAGAUGUUAGAUGAUUGACAGAAUAUGUGCUAUACAAGAAUAGAAUAUUAAUAUCAUAAAAUAAGUGGACAAACUUAAAUGCUUGGCCACAGUGUGGUGUGUAUACUUUUGUUAUGUGCUGACCGACAUAGCGAUAUGCACCAUAUUGUGCUGGUAUCGAAAUUGAACUGGGAUAGCCAAAUUCUACUUAUCGAUAGUUCUAUAUUGGCAUCAGAUAACUUUAUAUAAGAAAGAGGAGUGCGAUGGAUGGUCCAAUUUGGUGGACCAAAAGUAGCAUUUAGAUUUUUGUCAUUGAAGAUAUACAGGUAUUAAUUGGAUUAUGGACACAGAAUCACAAAUCAUGAGAUGUUGCUACCUUUAUAUAGAUAUAUUCUAGAUGAACAGUCCAGUGUCUAAGUACAGGUAACUUUGCAUAGGUCAAAUCUGUUUGGACCACAGAAAUUUAUUUUUUUUAGGAGAAAUUCAACCUACAAGAGAUGAUUUUAAUCAUCUUGACUGAAAAAACACUUCGACUGUGGCAAAUAUUUUACUUAAGGACGAUUGACUUAUGCAAAGUUAACCUGUAUUUGAAAGAUUUUCAUGUUAUUGAAAUGAAUAUUGCAUAGAGAGAUCUGUAUGCAAACAUGGAGGUUGGCAAACAGUUGCCUGACAUUGCAACUAGACUAGUGAAAGUACAGAGUUUGAAACCAAACCUUAGGAUGAAUGAAUAUAUUUGAUCACCAAGAAUAUGUCUACAAGAAGUGGAAAAUAUACCUCAGGAAUUUUAGGGGGGUUUUGUUAUAAAGCUGUAUUCAUGUAAUAUUCUUGAGUGUAUAUCUGUAUUAUUUAAGAUGUGCCAAUAAAUUUGAGACGAAUAUUGUAUAGAGCAAGUGACUUAUAUCGUAUGACAAGUACAGCAUUAUAUUCCAGUCAUAGGCUUGUACAACUCAUAUCA
Lytechinus variegatus (green sea urchin) is the source of this 6988-nucleotide messenger RNA. Its product is annotated as M-phase inducer phosphatase 2-like. Gene Ontology annotation, cellular component: cytoplasm; nucleus. The transcript is spliced from 14 exons. The record is from RefSeq and is a predicted model, not a curated record. Lineage: Eukaryota; Metazoa; Echinodermata; Echinoidea; Temnopleuroida; Toxopneustidae. The coding region runs from base 433 to 2310 and encodes 625 amino acids. Gene Ontology annotation, biological process: positive regulation of G2/M transition of mitotic cell cycle; positive regulation of G2/MI transition of meiotic cell cycle; G2/M transition of mitotic cell cycle. Gene Ontology annotation, molecular function: protein tyrosine phosphatase activity.